Molecule: messenger RNA, 3219 nt
Organism: Bombus pascuorum
Lineage: Eukaryota; Metazoa; Arthropoda; Insecta; Hymenoptera; Apidae
Gene: spel1
Product: DNA mismatch repair protein Msh2
Exons: 16
Coding region: 119-2884 (921 amino acids)
Biological process (GO): mismatch repair; mitotic recombination
Cellular component (GO): MutSalpha complex; nucleus
Molecular function (GO): ATP-dependent DNA damage sensor activity; ATP binding; mismatched DNA binding
Source: RefSeq, a predicted model, not a curated record
AAAUCUUCAAACAUUGGUAGAUUUAGUUGACCAAUAAAAUUAGAGAGCAAUGAUAACUGAAUAAUCUACAGUGUGCAAUCUAUACCAUAAAUACUAAUAACGUGCUCUACAUAAAACGAUGGCUGUCCAACCAAAUCAACAAUUUAAUAUGGAUCCACCAAGUCAACAGAGUUUUGUCAGAUUUUUUAAAAAUCUACCUGAAAAACUUAAUACCACUAUACGAUUUUUUAAUAGAUCAGAUUAUUAUACAUUACAUGGUAAUGAUGCUUUAUUUGCUGCACAAGAAGUUUUUAAAACUACGUCAGUUUGUAAGAUGAUAGGAGCUGAGCCAUAUAAAACCGAGGGUGUUAUUCUUAACAAAAAUCAUUUUGAAUCUUUUAUACGUGAUCUACUGUUAGUAAAACAAUAUAGAGUAGAAGUUUAUAUUAAUCAAGGAUCAGCAAAAAAUCAAAAUUGGGUAUUAGAAUAUAAAGGUUCUCCUGGAAAUUUAACACAAUUUGAAGAUACAUUGUUUGGCAAUAAUGAUGUUGCUGUUAGUGUACAUGUCAUAGCAGUGAAAUUAGGAAUAGAGGCAAAAUCUAGAAUUGUUGGUUUAAGCUGUGUAGAUACUACAGCAACUUCAUUUUCUGUUUCUGAAUUUCAAGACAAUGAAUCAUUUUCCAAUUUGGAAUCACUGGUUGUUACACUUGCUCCCAAAGAAUGUUUAUUAAUUCAAGGUGAAGGCAGCUAUGAAUUUCAAACUCUUAAACAAGUCAUGGAACGAAAUAAUGUAAUGGUUACUACAAGAAAAAGAAGUGAAUUUUCUAGUGAAUCAGUUAUACAAGAUCUAAAUACUUUAAUAAAAUUCAAGAAAGGUCAACAACAAAAUGCACAGUCUUUACCUGAAGUCAAUUUAAGCUUUGCUAUGUCAGCUACUUCUGCGCUUAUUAAAUAUUUAGAUUUAACAUCAGAUGAAGGAAAUUUAAAUCAAUUUGCUAUAGACCAAAUAAAGGAGUCACGUUAUUUAAAGCUUGAUUCAGCUGCUAUAAAAGCUCUUAAUAUUGAAUCACGUGUUGAUACCUCUUCUAUUUUAAAUGGAAACGCACCUGCAAGUAUUUUGGGCAUUUUGGAUAAAUGUAGGACUUCACAAGGUCAUAGAUUGCUUGCACAAUGGAUUAGACAACCUUUAAAAGAUUUAUGUCUUAUAAAGGAAAGACAUGAUAUUGUUGAAACACUAGUGAAUGACAAUGAAUUACGAACUAAUCUUAGUGAAGAUCAUUUAAGACGCAUACCGGAUUUGCAAGUGCUUGCAAAAAAAUUGGCCAGGAAAAAAUCAACUUUACAAGACCUUUAUAAGAUUUACAUGUGUAUAUCACAUUUGCCUAGAUUAUUAGAACAGCUUUCUAAUAUAAACGUAAUAGCCUUAAAAACAAUGUUCAGUGAUCCUUUGAGUGAACUUAUUAAAGACAUGGACAAAUUUCAACAAAUGGUUGAACAAACAAUUGAUUUAGAUUCCGCCGAAAAAGGAGAUUUCUUAGUACGAGCCGAAUUUGAUGAUGAAUUGAAAGAAUUAAAAAAUACUAUGGACGAGGUGGAGGCGAAAUUACAAUCUCAAUUGGGUAAAGUUGCUAAUGAUCUUUCAAUCGAAGCUGGAAAAACUCUAAAACUAGAAUCAAAUCAACAACUUGGAUAUUAUUUUCGUGUAACAUUGAAAGAAGAAAAAGUACUAAGAAAUAAGAAACAGUAUAUUAUUCUGGAUUCUAACAAAAGCGGUGUACGAUUUCGCAGCAAUAAAUUAAAUGAUUUAAAUGAUGAAUACAUUGUUGCUAGAGAUAAAUAUACAGUGGAACAAAAAAAGGUUGUUACAGAAAUAAUUGAAAUUGCAGCCGGCUACAGUAGUACAAUAAAAACUAUUGGAAAUGUAUUGGCAUCUCUUGAUGUGCUUACUGCUUUUGCUUCUGUUGCUGUAAGUGCUAAUAAACCAUAUGUACGUCCUGAAAUGCUACCUACCGAAGCCGGUGAGUUUAAUCUUACUCAAGUUCGACAUCCAUGUUUGGAAAUUCAAGAAGGAGUAGAUUUUAUAGCUAAUGAUAUCAGUUUUAAAAGAGGCGAAUGUCAUUUUCGCAUUAUAACUGGUCCAAAUAUGGGAGGUAAAAGCACCUAUAUAAGAUCUGCUGGUGUCAGUGCUUUAAUGGCACAUAUUGGAAGCUUUGUUCCUUGCGAUCAAGCAAGAAUAUCAUUAUUGGAUUGUAUAUUAGCCCGUGUAGGAGCUGAUGAUUCUCAAUUAAAAGGGCUUUCUACAUUUAUGAUGGAAAUGAUAGAAACUGCUGCCAUAUUAAAAACAGCAACUUGUAAUUCUCUCGUGUUAAUUGACGAAUUAGGCAGAGGAACCUCUACUUAUGAAGGUUGCGGUAUAGCAUGGUCAAUCGCCGAAUAUUUAGCAAAAGAAAUCAAAUGCUACUGUCUUUUUGCGACACAUUUUCAUGAAAUAACUAAAUUAGAAGAAGAAGUAUCUGCCGUUAAAAAUCAACACGUUACAGCCCUUGUAGACGAUAAUAAAUUAACUUUAUUAUAUAAAGUAAAACCUGGUAUAUGUGAUCAAAGUUUUGGCAUACAUGUCGCUAAAAUGGCUAAUUUCCCACAAGAUGUUAUAGAGUUUGCUAAGCGUAAACAAGCAGAGCUUGAAGAUUACCAAGACUCAGUUUUUGAAGGUUCUGAUAAUCCACAAAAAAAGAAAGAUAUUAUAAAGGAAGCUGAAAUUCUUAUUGCAGAAUUUAUUAGUAAAUGCAGAAAUUUAGACAAAUCAUUAUCUGAUGCGGAUCUAGAAGAUAGAAUUUCAAUAUUUAAAAAAGAAGUUCUAUCUCACGAAAAUCCCUACAUAAAGACACUUCUAGCAGCUUCUUAACUUAAUGUAAAACAAUUACUUUAUAAAAGUACUAUCCAGUAUUAAUCACAUGAGUAUUACUAAUUUAGGUAUAAAAAAAGGUACACUGUUGUUUUACAAAUCCUGUAUUGAAUCAUAAUUUUUGAUAUUAUUGUAUAUAUAAUGUUUGAUAUAUAUAUAUAUAUAUAUAUAUAACAGGCUUUUUAUAAUCAAAAUAUCUUUCCAAUAAAUGUACCUGUACCACUGAUCUCAGAUAUUUAACAAAAUCACAAGUUACCUCCAAAAAUAUGAUACCUUUACCACAGAUGAAGUACUUUAUAUAUGGGAUUGGAAAUAAAAUACCCUUAUGUCCUAUA